Parastagonospora nodorum SN15 is the source of this 207-nucleotide messenger RNA. RefSeq lists its product as hypothetical. Bases 1 to 207 code for a protein of 68 amino acids. The transcript is spliced from 2 exons. NCBI's taxonomy places the organism in Eukaryota, Fungi, Ascomycota, Dothideomycetes, Pleosporales, Phaeosphaeriaceae. The record is from RefSeq and is a predicted model, not a curated record.
AUGGCACACCCCUUCCAUUCCGAUCGACCGCGAAAGUACUCCGGGUCCCUCAGCAAGGCACACGCUGGACAUAUCCGCAAUCCUGAUGGCUGGCUCACGGGCCGUCCGCGUCCCACCCUGUUCACUGGCUCUUAUAGAGGUAUAAUCAGCGAAUUGCGGCUUGCCAUCAGUCCUACCAACGCCUCUCAGCACCACGGGGGACAUUAG